AUGCAGAACAGAACCUGUCUAGUUCUCUGUGCCUUUGCCCUUCUGACGGGCUUCCUGACGAUCUGCCUGGGGGCCUUCUUCAUUUCCUCGGGCUCCCUGUUCAACUGCCAGGGGAACCUGAUCCUGGCCUAUUUGCUUCUGCCUCUGGGGUUUGUGAUCCUUCUGAGUGGAAUUUUCUGGAGCACCUACCACCAGGCCAGUGAAAGCAAAGGGGUGUUCAGCCGUGUGCUCAGACAGUACGGUGCUCAGGGGGCCCUGCCCCUGGCCACAGUGGACAGGCCAGAUUUUUACCCUCCUGCUUAUGAAGAGAGUCUUGAUGCUGAAAAGCAAGGCUGUCCUGCAGAGCAAGAGACCUCGGGUGUUCCUCCACCUCCGUAUACAGAGAUGGGCCUCGAAUUUGAGGAUGAAGGUGAUGCCCACCCGGAGGCCCCACCAUCCUAUGACGAGUCUGUAGCAGACAGGGUGGAGGCAGCAACGCCACUGCAGGAUGCUGAAAGGCAAAACCAAGAGUGCUGAAGCAGGGGAAGCUCUCCAGCCCUCAUGACGCACCCUCAUGGGAUGCAGCUGCUAGUAAUAAACCCAGGCAGGGACUGUGGGAGGA
Orcinus orca (killer whale) is the source of this 601-nucleotide messenger RNA. RefSeq names its product transmembrane protein 252 (gene TMEM252). The record is from RefSeq and is a predicted model, not a curated record. The transcript is spliced from 2 exons. Lineage: Eukaryota; Metazoa; Chordata; Mammalia; Artiodactyla; Delphinidae. The coding region runs from base 1 to 516 and encodes 171 amino acids.